This is a messenger RNA of Pseudocercospora fijiensis CIRAD86, 1333 nucleotides long. RefSeq lists its product as uncharacterized. The record is from RefSeq and is a predicted model, not a curated record. The transcript has 3 exons. Gene Ontology annotation, biological process: proton transmembrane transport. Gene Ontology annotation, cellular component: vacuolar proton-transporting V-type ATPase, V1 domain. NCBI's taxonomy places the organism in Eukaryota, Fungi, Ascomycota, Dothideomycetes, Mycosphaerellales, Mycosphaerellaceae. Gene Ontology annotation, molecular function: proton-transporting ATPase activity, rotational mechanism. Bases 79 to 1263 code for a protein of 394 amino acids.
GCAAAGACAACCGAAGCACAUCCUCACCACCUCCGCCUCCAUACACCUUCACGACCGAGACAGAGCUGGAAGGGGAACAUGCCGACUCAGACGUGGUUCCUGGUAUCGCUGCCAAAUUCAAUCUCUCCCUCGGGCGACCGCGACGAAGCUCUCACAGCAUUACGGUCAGCAGUAUCCAACGACAAUGGCACUACCUACCCCUUCAACAUUCCCGAGUUCAAGAUCGGCACUCUCGAUGCAUUAGUGCAGCAGGCAGAUGAUUUGGCAAAGCUUGAAGCAGGAUGCAAAGGUGUGGUGGACAAAGUUGCCGACUCACUGCGGAAUCUGCUCGAAGGAGACGAGGAUAAGAUUCAGGAACAGAAGGUUGUUAACGACAAGCCUGUCGAGUCAUACCUUCAAUCUUUCCAAUGGAACAGGGUCAAGUACCGCGCCGACAAGCCCAUAGGCGAGCUUCUUGAUCUUCUGCAGAAAGAAGUGGCUGCUGUGGACAACGAUGUCAAAGCCAAAUUCCAACAGUACAAUACGACCAAGGCGAAUCUCGCAACCCUUUCGCGAUCACAGACAGGCAACCUCUCGCAAAAAUCGCUAAACGCGGUCGUAAAUCCAGAAACAUUACUCAAGCCCGAUGACAGCGAAUACCUACAACAACAUCUCGUCGCCGUACCUUCGCAAGGUGUGAAAGAGUUCUACAAGAAAUAUGAAUCGAUCUCACCCAUGGUCGUACCAAGAUCAGCGAAGCUGCUCGCCAAGGAUGACGAAUUCCAGCUAUUCGCGGUGACGACAUUUAAGAAGCACGCUUCAGAAUUCAUACACAAGGCACGAGAGUACAAAUGGGUGCCGAGAGAUAUGACAUUCUCGGAUGGAGGUAAAGAAGGAGAAGAGCAAGAACUGCGAAGGCUGGAGAAGGAGGAGCGAAGAGUCUGGGGUGAGGCGCUGCGAUUGGGACGAACAGGAUACAGUGAUGCGGUCAUGGGCUGGAUACACGUUCUCACGUUGCGCGUCUUUGUCGAGACGGUGCUUCGAUAUGGUCUGCCGCUAGCCUACGUUUGCGGGCUGAUCAAGACCGACUCAAAGCGCUCGAAGAAGACGAAACAAGCACUUGACGCGCGAUUCUCGGAUCUCGGAGGCAACGCCAUGUUCAAAGACAAAAAGGGCCGACCUAAGCAAGACGAUAGCAGCAUGCAGCAAGAGAUGGCAGCGAGCGGUUUUGGUGGAGACCAAGGUUUCGAGCCUUAUGUUUUCUAUGCGUUCGAAAUCAUAUGAUUUGUACAUUAUGCUGCUGACAACCCACGAUACCAUAGCAAAAUGCAUGUGCCGUGGCACCGGGCCAGGG